GCCUGAGCUGGCUUAGUUACUUUCAUGCCUACAGUUAUAACUUUGCCACUCUAGGUGGCAAUACACAUUCACAGUAAGUUACCAUGAAUCUGGAAAAUGUUUCGGGUAUGCUUUUAUUCCAGGUUGCUACUGAAAAUUCAAGCAGUGACAUCAUGAAUGCUAAUCAUUUCCUCACUGUGAUACAUAAAUAAGGGCAGAUCAACUCACAAGUUCCUGAUCAUAAGGUGACACGAGGUUUUCAGCAGAGUGAAAACCUUGUGUCAAGGAGUUUUGAUUUAAUUCUCUCCAAAUCUCAUCCCCCAAAGAAAAAACAAACCAAAAAGCAGCUGACCAAACCCAAUUAUCAAUUUAAUACAUGGGAUUUUGUUGUUACUGCUUUGUAUCACUGUUUCCUUUAGUUAGAACUGGGGAACAGGCUUUAUCAGAUUGUGUGUUGGAUGGAAACCUCAGUUGGUGGCUGAAGGCUACGUAAAGUGUCUAAUGAUAAUAUGAGGAAGAAAAAGGAGAUGAAAAGCAGGAGAUGUGAUGCGCUGUUCCUAAUGACCGCCCAAGAACUGAGCUGUCUGCUGUGCUUUUGAAGUGACAGCUUAGACACUGGAAAUAAAGGACUAACAAAAAAGAGGCUUAAAGAUGGACAAGCAAGAUAGCACUGGUCUUAAGCCCCUUGAAAAAUGACUGAGGCGUUGGCAUGGGGACUGAGAUGCAGGCAAACCAGAGUCAAAAAGCUUAUGCUGAGUUCGGGAUACCGGUGGUCCGGUGUCCGGACGUGAGAAAGAAUUUGUCAGGGCGGAAGAAGAGCGCAGCCGGGCCCGGGAGGGGAAGCGUGUGAGCGGAGAUCUGCUCGGCCCGGCCGUCGGGCCUCCCGGGGCGGAGCGGCUGCUCGCCCGCCUGCCGUAGGGGAGCGUGGCGCUGGUGGCAGCGUGCACCUGGCAGGGCUGGGGGCAGACAGCACCUGCUCACCGAGGAGUCAGGGUAAAGGACGGAGCCGCGCCCGCCCCGCGGGACAAGGAUCGCGGGCCCGGGGCAUGGCGGCGUGGCGGGACCUGCUGCUGUCGCCGCUGGGCUCCGUGUGCCGCGGGCACCGCUGGGGACACGGCUGGCAGCCCCCGCACCGCGAGCGCGCCGACCCGCAGCCCCCCAAAUCUUGGAUCGAAGAGGUCUUCAGUAAAAGAGAAUGUGUGCACAUUAUUCCCAGCUCAAAAGAUCCACACAGGUGUUGCUGUGGACGGCUGAUUGGAGAACACCCAGGAAUAGAAUACAGCUGGCCUGCUUAUCAGGCUGGUUCACAGAGUGAUGGUGGAGAAUGGUGUGUGCAAAAACACACAAAGAUGAGUCCAACAGAUGCUUUUGGUACAAUCAAUUUUCAAGAUGGAGACCACACUUACCAUGCCAAGUAUAUUAGACUUUCUUAUGAUAGCAAUUUGGAUCAGCUGUUGCACCUGAUGGUUAAAGAAUGGCAGAUGGAAUUGCCGAAGCUAGUGAUUUCUGUUCAUGGAGGCAUUAAAAAUUUCAAGCUCCCCUCAAAAGUCAAGCAGGUUUUCAGCAAAGGGCUGGUGAUGGCAGCUGAGUCUACAGGAGCAUGGAUAAUUACAGAAGGCAUCAACAGCGGAGUGUGCAGGCAUGUGGGGGAUGCGCUGAAAGGCCGUGCCUCACCACACCUGAGAAAGAUCUGUGCUAUUGGCAUUCCUCCAUGGGGUAUCAUUGAGAAUCAAAGUGAUCUCGUUGGAAAAGAUGUAGUUUGCCUGUACCAGACUCUUGGUAACCCACUCAGCAAGCUGAGUACGCUCAACAGCAUGCAUUCUCAUUUUCUAAUGGCAGAUGAUGGAACAGUAGGCAAGUAUGGGAAUGAAAUGAUGCUCAGGAGGAAUUUGGAGAAGUACAUAUCACUUCAAAAAAUACACACGAGAAUGGGCCAAGGUGUACCCAUAGUGGGGCUGGUGCUGGAGGGAGGCCCCAGUGUGAUCCUGAUGGUGUGGGAGUAUGUCAGGGCCAGCCCGGCUGUCCCGGUGGUGGUCUAUGAGGGCACUGGCAGAGCUGCGGAUAUCCUGGCAUUUACCCACAAACACACGGGUGAUUCGGGGGAUCUGAGCCCUCAGGUGAAGAAUGAGAUCUUAAUGAUGAUUCAGAACAUAUUUGGAUUGGAACAGAAACAGUCCAGUCAUCUAUUUCAUGUUCUGAUGGAAUGCAUGAAACACAGAGAGUCUAUAACCGUAUUUGAUGCGGAGUCAGAAGAUGAGCAGGACAUUGAUUUGGCAAUUCUGACAGCACUCUUGAAAGGUACGAAUAUGUCUGCUUCAGAUCAGCUAGAUUUGGCAUUGGCCUGGAACCAGCUAGAUAUUGCCAAGAAACACAUACUUGUUUAUGGACAACACUGGAAGGUUGGUGCCUUGGAACAGGCAAUGCUGGAUGCUUUAGUCAUGGAUCGUGUGGAUUUUGUUAAACUAUUGAUAGAAUAUGGAGUGAACAUGCACCGUUUUCUUACCAUAUCUCGCUUGGAAGAACUCUACAAUACGAAACAAGGACCAUCAAAUCUGCUUUUACACCAUCUAGUUCGAGAUGUGAAACAGAAUAGCCUUUCUUUGGAUUACAAGAUAUCACUGAUUGACAUUGGACUGGUGAUAGAGUACCUCCUUGGUGAAGCGUAUCGGAGCAGCUACACAAGGAAGCAUUUCCGAAUUCUCUACAACAAUCUCUACAGAAAACACAAGGUAGCUUCUUCCAAAACACUGGAAAGAUCCAGCCCUUUCCCAAAGUACAAAAAGAAAUCAAAAGAGGAUAUAAACUGCACAGAGAAUUAUGAGUCAACUGGCUUCAUCUACCCCUAUAAUGACCUCCUGGUGUGGGCAGUACUAAUGAAAAGACAGAAGAUGGCUAUGUUCUUCUGGCAGCAUGGAGAGGAAGCCAUGGUCAAAGCUGUUGUUGCUUGUAAACUCUACAGAGCAAUGGCACAUGAAGCUAAACAGAGCAACAUGGUGGAUGACACUUCAGAAGAACUCAAGAAGUAUUCAAAGGAAUUUGGGCAGCUUGCCUUAGAUGUGCUGGACAAAGCAUUCAAACAAAACGAGCAGAUGGCCAUGAAGUUGCUGACCUAUGAACUGAAAAACUGGAGCAACUCCACUUGCUUAAAGCUGGCAGUGUCUGUGGGGCUGAGGCCUUUUGUGUCCCACACGUGCACACAGAUGCUGCUGACCGACAUGUGGAUGGGACGCCUGAAGAUGCGGAAGAACUCCUGGUUUAAGGUCAUUAUGAGUAUUCUCCUGCCUCCCACCAUCCUGAUGCUGGAGUUUAAAAGCAAGGCAGAAAUGUCUCAUGUGCCUCAGUCUCAAGACUGCCACCAGUUAUGGUAUCAUGGGGAGCAAAGCCCAAUCAGCUCUAAAGAUACUUUGAAGGGUUAUGAUGUGGAAAAGGCUGUUCAGAAGUCUGAUGAAAGCCAAGCGGAUGGUGGACAAGGAAGCCUGCCUGGAACUAGAAAAAUCUAUGAGUUCUACAAUGCACCAAUUGUCAAGUUCUGGUUUCACACGAUGUCGUACUUGGCAUUCCUCAUGCUCUUUACUUACACUGUGUUGGUGAAGAUGGAACCAAGACCAAGCGUGCAAGAGUGGCUUGUCAUAAUUUAUAUUUUCACUACUGCUAUUGAAAAAGUCAGGGAGGUAUUUAUCUCAGAACCUGCAAAAUUCUGCCAGAAGGUGAAGGUGUGGAUUUAUGAAUACUGGAAUUUUACUGAUUCUGUAGCUAUCAUCCUGUUUAUGAUUGGUUUCGGUUUGCGCUGGUCCAAGCCCCCUGUUCAAACUGCAGGCAGGCUCCUUUACUGCUUGGAUAUUAUAUUUUGGUAUACUCGGCUCCUUGAUCUUUUUGCUGUGAAUCAGCAUGCUGGCCCAUACCUGACAAUGAUAGGGAAAAUGGUAAGAAAUAUGUUCUAUAUUGUCAUCAUGAUGGCCAUAGUCCUGCUGAGUUUUGGGGUGUCACGAAAGGCAAUUCUUUCACCAGAAGAGCCUCCUUCUUGGACACUGGCACGAGAUAUUGUAUUUCAGCCCUACUGGAUGAUGUUUGGUGAGGUCUAUGCUGGAGAAAUAGAUGUUUGUGAAACCAGUGAAGACUGUCCUCCUGGCUCCUUUCUCACACCAUUCCUGCAAGCUGUCUACCUCUUUGUGCAGUACAUCAUCAUGGUCAACUUGCUCAUUGCAUUCUUUAAUAAUGUUUAUUUUGAUCUGAAAUCCAUAUCGAACAAGCUCUGGAAGUACAACCGUUACCGCUACAUCAUGACCUACCAUGAGAAGCCGUGGCUGCCUCCACCAUUCAUCCUCCUGAGUCACAUUGGGCUCCUGAUAAAAUGCAUCUUCCACCACCAGCCCCCAAAUGAGUUGGACCAAGAGGAAGGCGAUGUCGGACUAAAGCUUUACCUGAGUGAUGAGGAGCUAAAGAAGCUCCAUGACUUUGAAGAGCAGUGUGUAGAAGAAUAUUUUCAUGAAAAAAAUGAAAAUCUGAGUUCCAGUGGCAGUGAAAGGAUCCGUUUGACCACAGAAAGGGUGGAAGAGAUGUUUCAACAACUUAAAGAAGUGCAUGAGAAGGUGUUUUAUAUUAAGGAGUCUUUACUCUCCCUGGACAGCCAGCUAGGACAUUUGCAAGACCUCUCUGCCCUGACAGUGGAUAUCCUGAAAGUGCUUUCAGCUGUAGACACCUUGAAGGUGGAAGAAGCCUUAUUGGCUGACACAAAACAUAAAACCUGUAGGAAGCUGCCCCAUAGCUGGAGCAAUGCAUUCUAUUCCAAGACCUUGAGCAGCCUGGAGGGCUUGUGUGACAAGAAAUACCACUAUUACAGCAUGCCACCCUCCCUCUUACGGAGCCUGGUGAGGACUCAGUCUCCAUCAGAGUGCAAACUCUUCAAGUCUGUGAGUAAUGAGGUGGUAGAAGACAACUCUCAAAAGGUAGAAAUAGAAACAGAUACGCUCACUUCAGGAGUAUCCUCUGAGACCAAGUCAACUCCUAGGUAUGGGCAGUUCUUGCUAGUGCCCCCCAACCAUCAGGGAGGGUCUUUUUCUGAGGAUGUCACCUUAAAUUUGUCCUUUUUGAACACUGCUGCCAACUACAAGGAUGAAGCAUUCAGAGACAACCUGCAAAGUAGCAUUGUGGUUCAGCAAAACUUGCCAGGUAUCAGCUUCCUUGGAAAAGAGACAGAAGGUUAUCAGUGGAGCCAGGGAGACUUGGUGACUAAUUUGCCAGCAGAAAAGACUAAUGCUGCAGAAGCUGCUUGUCCUCUUGAUCUCCAGCUACAGCUGGAUAUUGAAGGAAGUGCAGCAUGCCCCUGCAAUGACAGGGAAGAAACAGAAGGUGGCUAUGUGAACUGGGGAUUCUCUGAAGGUGAUGAAAAAGGAGUUUUCAUCUCAGAUUCAACAAAGAAAGCUCUGUACCUACAUUCCUCCUAUGACAGGGAGAACAAUUGCCAGAAUAUACCUGCCAGGCAUGUCCAGUUAAGUGAUUCGAAGUCCUUCUCCUACAGCUCUGUCAAGUCAUGUCCCAGCAGCAGCAGCAUCUCUCAGAACAAGCUGAAGCAAAGCAUCUCCUUCUGGAUCAGCCCUCUCUGGAGGGACUGGAGUUUCUGCAGAAGCAACAGCUUACCAUCCCCUAAGAAAGAGAGAUCAGGGAAAAUCUGCAAGGCGAUAGGCGAAUCUUUAGGAUCCUGGGAGCUACACCACAGUGGGGCAGCAAAAGCAAAACACCAAAACAGAGACAGAAAGUCUGGGAGAGGAAAGAGGAAUCAAAAACCUCUUCAGGUGCCGGUGAUUAGAGUGAAUGAUUGUCCCCAGAACACUCAAGUGAACUCAGAGCCUGCAGAGAUCAAUGCCUGGGAUGAGCAAGAGAGACACAGCAAGAAUUGGCUCACUGUGUCUAAUUUCAGUCAGCUAAGUUUGGAACGUCUCCAUUACAAACACCAGAAAAUUAAAAAUCCAGAUGUUGGUAGGCAUACCAUACCAUUUUGUGAUUACCUGAGACAUUCUCGAGAGGAUUUCAGUAAUAGCAUAUUUGGAAACACCAAGAAAAGCAAUCUGAACAGGAACUCCUCAUUGAGAACUCCAGAGGAAACUGACAAUAUCUUCUCCAGCUUGAAAACAUCUCAAGACUUGCAUCUUCACUACUCAGCUGUUGAAAGAAACAACUUAAUGAGACUUGCUCAGACCAUACCAUUUACACCAGUCCAACUCUUUGCUGGAGAGGAAGUGACAGUCUAUCAGCUAGAGGAAAGUUCACCUAUGAAUCUUGAUAAAAGCAUGUCUUCCUGGUCCCAGUGUGGCACAACUGCAAUGAUCCAAGUCCUGUCACGGGAGGAGAUGGAUGGGGGUCUGCGGAGGGCCAUGAAGGUCAUUUGUACUUGGUCUGAGAGUGAUGCAUUAAAGUUGGGACAAGUAUUUAUUGUGAAGUCUUUCCUGCCAGAGGUGGUUCAAACUUGGCAAAAGAUCUUUCACCAUGGCACAGUAUUACAUCUCUGUCUGCGGGAGAUUCAACAGCAAAGGGUUGCCCAGAAGUUAAUCUAUACCUUCAACCAAGUGAAGCCUCAUACUAUUCCCUAUACUCCAAGGUUCCUGGAAGUUUUCCUCAUCUACUGCCAUUCUGCAAACCAGUGGCUGACCAUCGAGAAGUACAUGACUGGUGAAUUUCGGAAGUACAACAACAACAAUGGAGAUGAGAUUACUCCCAUCAGUUUGCUGGAAGAGCUGAUGCUGGCCUUCUCUCACUGGACCUAUGUCUACACCCGUGGGGAACUCCUUGUCCUGGAUUUGCAAGGUGUUGGGGAAAACCUUACAGAUCCAUCUGUGAUUAAACCUGAAGACAAAAAGUCUGGAAAGAUGGUAUUUGGACCAGCAAAUCUCGGAGAAGAUGCAAUAAGAAAUUUCAUUGCAAAGCAUCGUUGUAAUUCUUGCUGCAGAAAGCUGAAACUUCCCGAUUUGAGAAGAAGCAACUACACGUUGGAAAUUGCCGGUCCAGCCUUUGGAAUAGAAAUGGAAACAAGCACCAAAGAAGCUGAUGAUGCAGAUGAGCCUUCUGAGUACGACACGCAGCUGUGAAGCAGAGAGCCCAUGUGUUUGCAUGCUUCAAACUUAUGUUUGAAGUCCCUUAUCACUGCCAAGACUUUGGCCAAAGUCACAGAAUGAAGGUGACUGAGUGCAGCAAUGCUGGCUAAACUCUAUAGACAAGGAAUGAAAAAAAAUCAGCUUUAUUUACUCCCUUUCCAUGAUCUUGUGCUGGCCUUUCUUGUACAGAUUAGUGAAUUCCAGGAGCAGGUCAUGCCUUACCUGGAUGAACUGUCCCAUCAGUGCCUUUUUUGUUAUAAUGUGGAUCAUAGUUCCAGAUUGCACUUUCUUAAGAAAAUAACUGUGACAAGUUUAUUUCCAAGUGGUAAUAAUUUUUGUUUCUCCUUCUGCUCUUUAGUAAAUAAAUGAAUGUAUACACAUGCAAAUAAUUAGCUUUCAGUGAGAGCCCACUCAGCCCUGUGCUCACUUUUCUUGAACAUAAAAGGCUCUCCAGGAAAUUGCAGAGAUACUACUUUCUCUUUAUUAUUGAUUUUGAUGCAGACACAAACCAAGAAUAGAUGAGUAAUGAAUUUUUGGUUUAAAAAGUAGUCAUAACAGACUGAAAAAAAUUGUGGGAACUUUGUCUUCAGUUCUUUUCACAUACCAAGAAAAAGUUGCACAAUGAAGUGGCAGAUUAUUGGACUCACAAGCAUCAAUUUUCCUCAUUUUGAGUUCAUGAAGUUGAAUUUUCUGUGGUCUUUAAUAUAAACAUCUAGAAUGUCAUUUGGUUUUUAGGACUUGCCUGUCUUUAUAAUAUUUUAGCUUCUGAAUGUUUUAAAAUUGCACUUGGAAAAAAGGUGUUAGAAAUCACAAAGAAUAGUUUGUUCCUUUUGGUGUUUGACUUGCCAGUGUCAGGGUGAAUGUAGGACUGUUGCCUAACAGUGGUGCAAUUAUAUUAGGCAGCAUCCACAUUUGUUUCUGUUGAUGUCCUCUGAUCACAAUUGAAGUUCAGAAAACAGACAAAUCAAUCUGUGCAAUAUGAUUUUUAUUGAGUAAAGGCUAAAAAAAAUUUUUCAGCAGAAGUAUUUCUAACACAACUGGUGUUCCAAUACAGGUCACACCAUUAAAGCAACUUUGAUGUUAAGUAAAAAAUCUGAUGUUCAAAUGUCAGUCAUUAGGAAAUUUUAUACUUGAAUAAAAAAAAAAAAAUCAUAUUUCCACUACAGCUGACAGUAAACUUUAAGGUUUAAGGGGGAUUUUUAUUAUUAUUUGUGAUUUAUUUGGUAUAUUUAGUGUCUACAUAUACACAGGAUUUGGUAGUUACAUGUUCCCAGUUUUUAUAUUGAUUAUGAUUAUGAUGUUGAAGUAAUCAGCACUGUAAACAGUCAUUGAAGUAAUCAUCUACAUAAUGUUCAUCUGAGAUGCCUCCAGUUUCUGAGAACAUCCAGAAGAGGUUCCUACCGGGUUUUCUUCUUUUUAACAUGAUUUUA
Molecule: messenger RNA, 8497 nt
Organism: Poecile atricapillus (Black-capped chickadee)
Lineage: Eukaryota; Metazoa; Chordata; Aves; Passeriformes; Paridae
Gene: TRPM6
Product: transient receptor potential cation channel subfamily M member 6
Exons: 39
Coding region: 1026-7061 (2011 amino acids)
Biological process (GO): protein phosphorylation; monoatomic cation transmembrane transport; protein tetramerization
Cellular component (GO): apical plasma membrane
Molecular function (GO): protein serine/threonine kinase activity; ATP binding; monoatomic cation channel activity
Source: RefSeq, a predicted model, not a curated record